Messenger RNA from Coccomyxa subellipsoidea C-169, 748 nucleotides. RefSeq lists its product as hypothetical. The transcript has a single exon. The record is from RefSeq and is a predicted model, not a curated record. Bases 139 to 516 code for a protein of 125 amino acids. Lineage: Eukaryota; Viridiplantae; Chlorophyta; Trebouxiophyceae; Coccomyxaceae.
GCUGCAUGGGGAAGCAAUGGUGUGAUGAGCAUGAUGAAUUUGUGGACUUUGCACAUGUGGCGUGUUUCCCAUGUGAGCUGACUGCCUCAUCUUCCAUGCAUUGGAGGUUUGAAUAGGGCUCUUGACCGCUCUUGUGACAUGAUCAUGUUCUUUUCUGCUAGGAGCCUCACUACUGGCCGGGUUGUUGGUGGCUGUGGAAUCUACAACAAUUACAAUACAAUUUUCCAUUGCAUGCUGGGACAGUCAAGGUGCUUUGCGAGCGUGUCAUAUGUCAGAAUGCAUGACGAAUGUGCGCUUGUGCUUGGAGUAGCUGUUGGUCCCUCGCCAAGUUGUCCAUCAACAGGUCUGCACUGCAAGAUUAGCCACCAAGAUGUGUAUGCAUAUGGAAGCCCAAGCCUAAAAGGACAAUGUGCAAUGGUGUUUUUUCUAAAGGUGGCAGCUGUGUGUGAGACCGUGACAAAGCACAAAUAUAUUGUUGCAAUGCUUUGCAAGUUUUUCAUGCGCUUGGGGCGCUGACACCUGCCAGCUCAUACGUAGACACCUUGGCGCCAGAUGGAUUUCCAUGCCGGCCCAGGAAUUGCAGAGCAGGCAGCCAAUUGUGCUGAAUUUCCUUCUUCUUUCAGUGUCAGCACUUGUUAGUCGCAUGUGUUGAAGGCUUCAGGAGUCCUUAAGACUUCAAGUCUUAAGCACAAGUUGUGCUGGAUGUGCCUGAGUAUUUGCUUUGUUCUUUAAAUGCGUUCAAGACGGC